Messenger RNA from Galendromus occidentalis (western predatory mite), 2392 nucleotides. RefSeq names its product BTB/POZ domain-containing protein 9. The record is from RefSeq and is a predicted model, not a curated record. Bases 161 to 1870 code for a protein of 569 amino acids. Gene Ontology annotation, biological process: adult locomotory behavior; circadian behavior; modulation of chemical synaptic transmission. Lineage: Eukaryota; Metazoa; Arthropoda; Arachnida; Mesostigmata; Phytoseiidae. Gene Ontology annotation, molecular function: protein binding. The transcript has 4 exons. Gene Ontology annotation, cellular component: cytoplasm.
CCAAAACCUGGACGCCUUGACAGGAGUUCCUAAUUUGACCCUGAGCUCGGUCCUUGCGACCAUCUUGUCAAGUCGGACCAGGUCCCUCUCGUCGGAGCCGUGAGGCGUCUAUCCAUCAUCUAAAUAAAAGUUCACAGUUCGGAGAGGACGCGGUUGCGUCAUGAGCGACCAGAGCGAUUCACUCCGUCACUCGGAGGUGGAACACACUAAUUUCCUCUCGGAAUGCAUAGGCAGUCUCCUACUCGACACCGAAUACUCCGACGUGACUUUCAUCGUCGAAGACGAACGUCUAUCCGCGCACAAACUCAUCCUGGCUUCCUCAUGCGACUACUUCAGGGCCCUCCUCCGCGGAGGUAUGCGAGAAUCCACCCAGAAGGAGAUCGUGUUGCCUGGCCCGCCCCUCGGAGCGUUCAAAUUGCUGCUCUCCUACGUCUACACCGGACACCUGUCGCUUGGCGCGCUGAAAGAAGACGUCAUCUUGGAAGUCCUGGAGCUUGCGCAUCAGUAUGGAUUCGAGAAACUUCAAGAGGCACUGUGCCGGUAUUUGCAAGAAAUUCUCUCGGUCCGAAAUGUGUGCAUGGUCUACGACAAGGCGCAAUUAUUUCACCUCGAUCAACUCAGUGAGACCUGCUGCCGCUUCAUGGAUCGGCAUGCGGAGGCAGUUCUGCAGAGCAAGCCGUUCUUGCAAUUGUCGACGGCUGCACUCGCAGCUAUGCUAUCACGCGAUUCUUUCUUCGUCAAAGAAAUCGAGAUUUUCGAGGCCGUGAGACGGUGGCGCGCCGAGCGGCCAGACGAUGAAGACGUCUCGUCGAUCCUCAAAGCGGUUCGGCUACCGCUAAUCGAGACAGCCGAUCUCUUGAAUGUCGUCAGAGGCUCGGGUUUAAUUCCUGCGGAUCAGCUCCUCGAUGCGAUACACAGAAAGACCGAGUGCCGUGAUGUCGACUUGAACUAUCGAGGCUCGAAACUUCCCGAGGAGAACGUAGCGACCGCAAGUCAUUUCGCUCAAGUCCUCACGGGAGAACCUCGCUCAGAUCUCCUCGAGCCGAAGACGAAUCGAAAGUACGAUAUCGAUCGGGGCUUCACGAAACAUAGCAUCGAUGACGGGGAAGGCAUAACUAUUGCGCUGGGUGAACCAUCGAUUAUAAACCACGUCGUGCUCCGACUCUGGGACAAGGAUCCACGGUCUUACUCGUACUACGUCGAGGUAUCGAUGAAUCUCAAGGACUGGUAUCGGGUCAUCGAUCACUCGAACUAUCUGUGUCGCUCUUUGCAAAAACUCUAUUUCGAGCCUCGUGUCGUCAACUAUAUCCGAGUAGUGGGAACGCAUAACGCAGCGAAUAACCUGUUCCACCUGGUUUCGUUCGAAGCAAUGUACACAGAGAGACAAUUCAAACUCAGUCAAGGAAUCUACGUUCCCGAAGAGAAUGUGGCGUCUGUGGGGAAGGAAGCCUGCGUCAUCGAGGGCGUCAGCCGCAACCGCCAUACAUUGAUCGACGGGAAUUUUACGAGUUACGACUGGGAUUCCGGAUACACCUGUCAUCAAGUGGGAGCCGGCUCCAUUAUAGUGCAAUUGCCGCAACCGUACAUGGUCGACUCGAUGCGAAUGCUUUUGUGGGAUUGGGACUCUCGGGCCUAUUCCUACUACAUCGAAACUUCUACGGAUAUGAAGGAGUGGACGCGCGUCGCGGAUCGCACGUCACAGCGCUGCCGGUCGUGGCAGAUCCUCACCUUCAAGCCAUUGCCGGUUGUCUUCAUAAAGAUCGUCGGCACCGCGAACACGGCGAACGAGGUAUUCCACUGCGUGCAUUUCGAGUGUCCCGCACAAGUGCGGAGUCUCGAAGAGUGCCCAGCCAGUGGACACGAUGUAUAGCUGUACAUAUACAUACAUAGCUCCACCAUCGAACAGGUUAUUCAUCUGCGCAUAAUUUGUGGAACUGCUCGGGUACAUCGUAGGGAAAACGCGUUCCAAGAACUCUCGUUUGCAAAUGCGAUACGGUCGGACCCUGGUGGCAGAUGGCGAGUGACGAGCCAGGCCACAACUACGCAAGAUAGUCAAUUUCGUUAGUCGAAUCGAGUAGACCUAUCCGUAAGCUCUUCGCCCGCACCGAAUCAGAAGAACUCUAGAAAAGCGUAGUAGAGAGCUUUAAAUACGGACAUGUACUUGUGGGAUCGAGUCAUUCAGACCUUGGAUUCAGGUUUUCGCUAUGGAUUUUGGCGUAAGCUAGAUGCCGAUACCUAUGAUAAUCCUCAAGCCUCAAGCUGCAGGAAUGAGCUUCGACUUACCUAAAUGAUUCCGAAUAGCGGUCAACGGUCGUCUCCCGAGCGUUUCGUAAAUUUCACUUCAUUGAGAUUUCGGGAAGCUCGUUCCUCAGAGCGAUGAGAGCUUGAAUCC